Molecule: messenger RNA, 1150 nt
Organism: Aspergillus uvarum CBS 121591
Lineage: Eukaryota; Fungi; Ascomycota; Eurotiomycetes; Eurotiales; Aspergillaceae
Product: shikimate dehydrogenase family protein
Exons: 1
Coding region: 104-1150 (348 amino acids)
Biological process (GO): chorismate biosynthetic process; shikimate metabolic process
Molecular function (GO): shikimate 3-dehydrogenase (NADP+) activity
Source: RefSeq, a predicted model, not a curated record
CUCCUCCUCCUUCUUCUUCUUCUUCUCGUUACAAGGAACGCAAUUGCAGGCAAUUCACUUCUUUUUGUCUUCCUCUUCCAACCCAAACACCACAACCUCCACCAUGACCUCCACGAACAACCAACCCGAAGAGCCCAUCACCAUUCCCGCGGACCGGGAUGGAGUCGCCUACCUGUACGGCCACCCGCUGCUGAACUCGCUUUCGCCCCCUCUACACAAGACCGUCUACGAGAAGCUGGGACUGAACUGGAUUCAGAUCCCGCUGUCGAGCGUGACGGGCACGUCGGAGACCUACCCACCCCCUUACACGCGGUCGCCGCCGAUCGACAAGUUCCUGGCGUCGAUCCGGGCGAACCCCAAGUUCGUGGGGUCGUCGGUGACGAUGCCGUGGAAGGUGGCGAUCAUGCCGCACCUGGAUGAGCUGACGGAGGACGCGCGGCAAGCCGGGGCGUGCAACACGAUCUUCCUGCGGACCGACGAGAAGACCGGGGAGCGGCGGUACGUGGGCACCAACACCGACUGCAACGGCAUCCGGGAGGCGCUGGUGCAGAACUCGCCGGACCCGGCGGGCUUCCGCGGCAAGCCCGCGCUGGUCGUGGGCGGCGGCGGCACCGCCCGCACCGCCGUCUACGUCUUCCGCAAGUGGCUCGGCGCCAGCCAGAUCUACAUCGUCAACCGCGACGCCGCCGAGGUCGCCGCCAUCCUGGAGGAGGACCGCCAGCGUAACGCCGGCGUCGACAGCGGCAGUCUCGCCCCAAUCAUCCCCGUCACCGACCCCGCCGUCGCCGCCUCCCUCGAGACCCCCGCCGCCAUCGUCUCCGGCAUCCCCAACUACCCGCCCAAGAGCCCCGAGGAGAUCAACGCCCGCCAGGUGCUGCAGGCUCUGCUCGGGAGCAAGGACGACGCCAAGCCCAAGGGCGUCAUCCUGGAGAUGUGCUACCACCCCGUCCCCUGGACCGAGAUCGCCGAGCUCGCCGACGCCGCCGGCUGGAAGGUCAUCCAGGGCUCCGAGGCCCUGAUCUGGCAGGGUCUGGAGCAGGCGCGGCUCUGGACCGGCCGCGAUAUCAUCGGCACCCCUGGAGUCGUCGAUGCGGUCAAGGACCUGGUCGCCAAGACGAUCGCCGAGCGGACGCAGCCCAAGUCUGCUUAG